This is a messenger RNA of Onychostruthus taczanowskii (white-rumped snowfinch), 290 nucleotides long. RefSeq names its product zinc finger protein 638-like. The transcript is spliced from 2 exons. The annotation marks the transcript as partial. Gene Ontology annotation, molecular function: nucleic acid binding. NCBI's taxonomy places the organism in Eukaryota, Metazoa, Chordata, Aves, Passeriformes, Passeridae. The record is from RefSeq and is a predicted model, not a curated record.
CCGGGGCUGCAAUGGCGCUCCCGCAGGCCGAUCCCGAGGAGUGCUGCGUGCUGCUGGUGUCCGAGCUGCCGGCCAAGGGCUGCUGCCCCGAGGACAUCUCCAACCUGGCCAGGCCCUUCGGGGGCCUGCGCGACCUGCUCGUGCUCUCCUCCCACAAAAAGGCGUACCUGGAGAUCCCGCGCAGAGCCGCGGAGUCCAUGGUGAAGUUCUACGGCUGCUUCCCCAUGUGCCUGGACGGGAAGCAGCUCCGCAUCCGGCACGAGCCGCGGCACCGCUCCCUGCGCGACGAG